This is a messenger RNA of Anoplopoma fimbria (sablefish), 2093 nucleotides long. RefSeq names its product adrenoceptor alpha 1Ab (gene adra1ab). Lineage: Eukaryota; Metazoa; Chordata; Actinopteri; Perciformes; Anoplopomatidae. The transcript is spliced from 3 exons. Gene Ontology annotation, molecular function: alpha1-adrenergic receptor activity. The coding region runs from base 430 to 1872 and encodes 480 amino acids. The record is from RefSeq and is a predicted model, not a curated record. Gene Ontology annotation, cellular component: membrane. Gene Ontology annotation, biological process: cell-cell signaling; positive regulation of cytosolic calcium ion concentration; adenylate cyclase-activating adrenergic receptor signaling pathway.
CAGCAGAGACGGGAGCUGUUUGCUCUCCGUGCUGGCGACCAGAGAAACACACGACUGCCUUCAGAGAACAUCAGCUGCACUGUUUCCUUUUUUCUUUUACAUAAAAUAAACUCGGUGCAGUGAGAUGAGUGCACGCUGCCAAACAGGUUACCUGGAUCAAAGCUUCUCGGCAUGGAAGAACUUGACGUUCCAAAUCAACCAAUAUUUGUCAUUUCUGUCACGCUACUCUGGACUACAUUUUUAUUCUCUCUCUGAAUACGACAUUGUGCCAAGGAACCCUGCCAGAGGCCACAUGAUCGAUGGAGAGUUGGCAAGAGUCACUUCAUCUCCAAAUGAACGGGCAGAGCGGUUUGUGCAGCAGGGAAAGCUUUUAUCCGCUGCAUUAGGAGGAGCAGAACAAGGCAGCUGUAAUUGAGGAACAGAUGUGGCAUGAAUGGUAUCAAUCUGCAGGACACUUGCACAACUCAAUGCACCCAACAAGUAAUAAUGGCUCCCGCUGAGAACACCAGUGUUUUCCCAGAGGCAGGUCGCUGCCCCAACUGCAGCUCCUCUGCGCACCCAGGGAUGGAUGUAGCAAAGGCGGUGGUUUUGGGGAUAGUGCUGGUGGUGUUUGUCGUGUUCGGGGUCCUUGGCAACAUCCUGGUAAUCCUGUCUGUGUUGCUCCACCGCCACUGGCGAUCCGUGACACAUUACUUCAUCGCCAACCUGGCUGCGGCGGACCUCCUGCUCAGCUCCGCUGUCCUGCCCUUCUCCGCCACCUCCGAGGCUCUGGGCAGAUGGGUGUUCGGCCGGUCCUUCUGCAGCGUCUGGGCCGCGCUGGACGUCCUCUGCUGCACCGCCUCCAUCCUCAGCCUGUGUGUGAUCUCCAUUGACAGCUACCUGGCGAUCAGCUACCCUCUGCGCUACCCUGCCAUGGCUACGGGGCGGCGAGGGCUGACCGCGGUGGCCACUCUCUGGGGACUCUCUGCAGCCAUAUCGGUCGGCCCCCUGUUUGGCUGGAGGGAGCCCGACCCAGAAGACGAGACGGUGUGCCGGAUCACGGAGGAGCCCGGCUACGCUUUGUUCUCAGCACUGGGCUCCUUCUACAUACCUCUUGCCAUUAUCCUGGCCAUGUACUGCCGCGUGUAUACUGUGGCGAAGAGAGAGACGAAGACGCUCAGAAAGAGCAGCAAGGAGGGAGGCGUUGAGACGGAGGGGGUGAUGCUGAGGAUACACAGAGGGAACGCUGCUCAGUCGGGGAAGCCUGAGGGGGACGACGACGGGGCCACAACACAUAAACGCACCACCUUUACCCUGUCGAGGCUGCUGAGGUUCUCAAGAGAGGAGAAGGCGGCCAAGACUCUCGGCAUUGUCGUCGGGUGCUUCAUUCUGUGCUGGCUCCCUUUUUUCCUGGUUUUACCCAUCGGAUCAAUCUUCCCCUCUUGUAAGCCUUCUGAAACCGUCUUUAAGAUUACCUUCUGGCUGGGAUACCUCAACAGCUGCAUCAACCCCAUCAUCUACCCGUGCUUCAGCCGGGAGUUCAAGAAAGCCUUCCACAACGUGCUCCGUGGACGCUGCCUGAGAACUGGGGUGCUGGCUGCCAAACCGCAGGGACACAUCGCCACCCGCUCCUCCAGUCCCGGCCCCGCGUCCAAUACCUCUGACGCCUCAGCCCAAAACCACGUCACUGCUUCCCCAUGCUGUUGCUGCGGGACGCUGUCGACCUCCUCGUCAUCGGUCGGUGGUCCAAAUCAGGCUCAAAUCCAGAGUAGGAGUCUGCUGAAGGCGUGGUGUCUCUCGGCAAGUCGAACGCCGGUGCCGCAGAACCCCUCGGGUCACAGAACGACCAAGGUCUUACGCCUUUCUCUCGGUGAUACGGGAGAGGCUGUUUGAACGGCUUGUUGAUACGACUAUGAAUUUUUGAGCACCCCCCCUGGUGCCUCACGGAAACUCUUUCGUACAACUUCAGCAUGCAUAUUAAAAUCCCUCAGAGGCGUCAGAGUGCAGAGCCUGCUGACAGAGAAACUUGCCUCCAGAGCAGGCAGACGAGAACUCUGUUGCCUUGAGGCUUUAUGCGAGUGAAAAUGCCUGGAGUGUCAAAUAAAAUAUGAUUU